Pseudomassariella vexata is the source of this 2372-nucleotide messenger RNA. RefSeq names its product GPI transamidase component PIG-T. NCBI's taxonomy places the organism in Eukaryota, Fungi, Ascomycota, Sordariomycetes, Amphisphaeriales, Pseudomassariaceae. The transcript has 3 exons. The coding region runs from base 96 to 1925 and encodes 609 amino acids. The record is from RefSeq and is a predicted model, not a curated record. Gene Ontology annotation, cellular component: GPI-anchor transamidase complex. Gene Ontology annotation, biological process: attachment of GPI anchor to protein.
CGUCGCCUUCCAACCGACGACUCCGUUGAUCUUUAUAAACCACGGUCUUUUACGAGAGCAAUUCGUCUGGUCCCAAUGGACCACAUACGGUCAAGAUGCAGUUAUUUUCUUCCCUUGUGAUACCCAUUUGCCUAUUGGCAGCUCAAAUCUUAGCCUCGGAUUACCACGAGCAACUUGUCCUUAAACCAUUACCCCAGUCGGCGCUCCUCGCCAGCUUCAACUUCCGAUCCAAUACCAGCUUGGCCCAGUUCGAGAACCACAACUUUCGAUACUUCCCACGAUCGCUGGGUCAGAUUUUGCAAUAUGCCGGCACGAGAGAGCUUCACUUGAGGUUUAGCUUGGGCAGAUGGGACGCGGCCAGCUGGGGUGCAAGGCCAUGGGAUGGUACGAAAGAGGGCGGGACGGGCGUAGAGCUCUGGGCGUGGUUGGAAGCCGAAACAGACGAGGAGGCGGAUCACAAGUGGCUCACCUUGACCAAUGCGCUGUCGGGCCUCUUCUGCGCAUCGCUCAACUUCAUUGAUGGCACCCGAACCAUACGACCUGUUAUGUCCUUCCGACCUGAGGGAGACCACCUGAACAUCACCAUGGCAAACAUGCAUCUGCUGCACGGGGUUCUGCCGCGGGAGGUUGUCUGUACAGAGAAUUUGACGCCUUUCCUGAAGCUUCUGCCGUGCAAGGGGAAAGCUGGAAUAUCGAGUCUCCUAGACGGCCACAAGCUGUUUGAUGCUUCAUGGCAGAGCAUGGCUAUUGAUAUCCGCCCGGUUUGCCCUGCUGGAGAGGAGUGCAUAUUGGAGAUCCAACAGACGAUUGAUAUGGUACUCGAUAUCGAGCGGUCCAAGCGGCCAAGGGGCAAUCCCAUUCCCCGUCCAGUUCCGGGCCACGAACUGAAGUGCAACAGCAGCAAGCCUUACCAUGAUGAACACACUUGUUAUCCAAUUGGCUUCGUAGCCGGCCAAGAGUGGUCACUACAACAAAUCUUCGGGAAGUCCAUGCACGGCACGUGCCCGCUGACGGAUCCCAACAUCGCCCCAGUCUGCAUCCAGGCCCCGCACAGCAGGGAUGUGUUCACUUCGGCCGGGGUGAAGGAGUUGAAGGACCCAAACUUCCCGCAGCGUUGCUACAUCAUUCCUGAGAAUGAAGACUUCCAGAUUGUACUGCCAAGCAUGCAACACGUAGGCGAGAACGCCAAGUCCGAUACCGACGAGUACCUUGAGCCAGAUACGCCGCUUUUGUAUGCAGAACGCAGCUUUACUGGCCACGGUCAAGAAAGGGGCGGCGUACAGACGAUCCUGACGAACCCAAGUCCUGACCAGGAGGUCGAGUUUGUCUACAUGGAGAGCCUCCCGUGGUUCAUGCGCAUUUAUUUGCACACACUGCAAGCACGUGUCUUGUCAGGCGAAAGCGGACACCUGCGGAAAGAUGAGGAUGUGGUCGAAGAAAUCUACUACCGCCCCUUCCUGGACCGACAGCGUGGUACUCAACUGGAGCUCCGCAUGCGCAUUCCGCCACAGAGUACUGUCUUCCUUACUUACGAUUUUGAGAAAACCAUUUUGCGGUACACCGAGUACCCGCCCGACGCGAACAGAGGAUUUGACGUCGCAGCUGCUGUUAUUACCAUAUUACAUGCUGACCAGACCAAGAGCACGCGCGCUUUCAGCAAUUUGCGGACAAGUGGCCUGCUACUGAACCUGCCGACUCCUGAUUUCAGCAUGCCAUACAACGUAAUUAUCUUCACCAGUACGGCUAUUGCGCUAGCAUUUGGUGGUUUAUAUAAUAUUCUUGUCCGGAGGUUUGUUGGACAGGACGAGGGUCCUGAGGUUACUUUGAUGGUGCUGAGGCGGAAGAUUGUGGCAGUGCUGAGCAAAGUCGCCGGGAAGUUAAAGCGGGCGAACAGGAAAGAGAAAGCGGAAGGCAAAACGGAAUAGCUUACAUUGGACGAUUGACUUCAACUACAGAUAUAAUACGAAAGCUUCGGGUGAUACGGGACGCUGGGGGGGAGAGAGCCUCCAUAUGGUUUGCGUAUUUCUCGUGCGACAUUCCUGACUGGAGAAUCAGACGCGGCACCCUCUUUUAGAACGAAGUGGGACUUUAUCUCUUGACCACACUUCGCUCAGUCAGGUAGUUCGGUGGCCAAUCACUUUAAAAGUCAUUCAAUCGGCAAGUCAACUGAGGUAGUUUAGUUUGCGUCACGGGAAACGGAAAUCCCAAGUGCAUAUGCAACUAAGUCAUAAAGUUCCCGAUUAACACAUACACAGAACUGCAUUGAGGCCGGGCUUGCAGACUCAAACGUUUUGUCCCAUAACCCAGUCACCAUUUAACCCCUAUUCCACGUCUCUCAAGCACCUAAGCACUCCCAACAUUGAUAGUCGCAC